Molecule: messenger RNA, 441 nt
Organism: Zychaea mexicana
Lineage: Eukaryota; Fungi; Mucoromycota; Mucoromycetes; Mucorales; Lichtheimiaceae
Exons: 2
Coding region: 1-441 (146 amino acids)
Biological process (GO): regulation of transcription by RNA polymerase II
Molecular function (GO): DNA-binding transcription factor activity, RNA polymerase II-specific; RNA polymerase II cis-regulatory region sequence-specific DNA binding
Source: RefSeq, a predicted model, not a curated record
AUGAAAGAAGGGCAAGGAGGAAGCACCCAUCUACCACUACUGCUAUCACAACUUAUCACCACCAAAACCACUUUUACUACUACUACUACUACUACUGCUCCUACUAAAAGCAAUAGUAGUCAUCAUCAUCAUCAUCCACGCUAUCAAUGUGAUUUUGAAGGUUGUAACAAAAUGUUUACACGGCCGUACAAUUUAAAAUCACACAAACGAACACAUACAGCGGAACGACCUUAUUCUUGUCCUCAUUGUCCAAAACGUUUUGCUCGUCAACAUGAUCGGAAUAGACAUGCCAAGCUACACACGGGAGUCAAGGCCUAUGUGUGCCACCAUUGUAACAAGGCGUUUGCUCGACAAGAUGCAUUGAGUCGCCACCAACGACCUAGUGGAGGACAGGGACUAUGUUGCAGUAACAGUACCGGUAACGGCUAUUCAACAACAUGA